This is a messenger RNA of Pelodiscus sinensis (Chinese soft-shelled turtle), 1942 nucleotides long. It is a transcript of the gene PHYHIPL, whose product is annotated as phytanoyl-CoA 2-hydroxylase interacting protein like. The record is from RefSeq and is a predicted model, not a curated record. Gene Ontology annotation, molecular function: protein binding. NCBI's taxonomy places the organism in Eukaryota, Metazoa, Chordata, Testudines, Trionychidae. Gene Ontology annotation, cellular component: cytoplasm.
AGCGCGCGGCUCCGCACCACCGCGCCAGCCGCCGAGCCCGCCGCCCGCCGCUUGCCGCAGCCCAGGGAGAAGGAGACCGGCACAAUGGAGGCUCCGCGCCUGGGUCGCAGCAGCAUGAGCAGCCCCACCAGCCCCUGCGAAGAUGUGAUCAAGAACCUGAGCCUGGAGGCGAUCCAGCUCUGCGAGAGGGACGGGAAUAAAUCACAAGAUAGUGGGAUCGCAGAGAUGGAGGAACUUCCAGUCCCACACAACAUCAAAAUAAGUAACAUCACAUGUGAUUCUUUCAAGAUUUCAUGGGACAUGGAUUCUAAAUCCAAGGAUCGUAUUACUCACUAUUUUAUUGAUCUCAACAAGAAAGAGAACAAGAAUUCCAACAAAUUUAAACACAAGGAUGUACCUACUAAACUGGUUGCAAAAGCUGUUCCGCUCCCUAUGACAGUUCGUGGACACUGGUUCUUGAGCCCAAGAACAGAAUAUACAGUUGCAGUGCAGACAGCAUCAAAGCAAGUAGAUGGUGAUUACGUUGUUUCUGAGUGGAGUGAAAUCAUAGAGUUUUGUACAGCAGAUUAUUCAAAAGUUCAUCUAACACAGCUUUUGGAAAAAGCUGAAGUGAUUGCAGGACGUAUGCUUAAGCUUUCUGUUUUUUAUCGGAAUCAGCACAAAGAAUACUUUGAUUAUAUCAGAGAGCAACAUGGAAAUGCAAUGCAGCCUUCUGUCAAGGAUAACAGUGGUAGCCAUGGCUCUCCAAUCAGUGGGAAGCUGGAAGGCAUCUUCUUUAGCUGCAACACUGAGUUUAACACGGGAAAGCCACCACAAGAUUCACCUUAUGGAAGAUACAGGUUUGAGAUUGCAGCUGAAAAACUUUUCAAUCCAAAUACUAACUUGUACUUUGGGGACUUCUAUUGCAUGUACACAGCUUAUCACUAUGUCAUUCUUGUUAUUGCCCCCGUUGGCUCACCAGGAGAUGAAUUCUGUAAACUGCGCCUUCCUCAGCUAAAUUCAAAGGAUAAUAAAUUUCUGACCUGCACCGAAGAAGAUGGCAUCAUGGUUUAUCACCAUGCCCAGGAUGUUAUUUUAGAAGUAAUUUACACUGAUCCUGUGGAUCUUUCCCUUGGCACAGUUGCAGAAAUUACUGGUCAUCAGUUAAUGAGCUUGUCUACUGCAAAUGCAAAGAAAGAUCCCAGUUGCAAGACCUGCAACAUCAGUGUUGGACGUUAAUCCUCCUCUCUCUCCCCUCUCCCCUCCUUAGGAGCCUUUGAACCUCUGUUGUCCAUUUCCAUAGUCAGAUGGUCUCUUCAGAAGCAUGCACAUGACACUACCACCAAAAGCAAACACCAGUUUUUCAAAUUCAUUAAUAGCAUUUUUAGAAUAACUUCCUUCCUUUCCUUCUGUUCCCCUAAUGCUUUAAACUAUUAGAAGUCCUGGAUUUUCUUUCUGACAACAUUUAUACCUAGAUGCUGCAAUUUUGUUUGUCUGAUCAUUCCUGGCCAAACAUAACAAAACCUAUAUAAACUGCUUUAGCAAAAUAAAAAUAAUGGCUUAUAACUGUGUUUAAAUAUGCAUUUAUUUUAAUCUACUGAACAAACACUGGAAUAACUGCAAACAGCAUGAAAGGUUGUAGAUGCAGCAUGACUUAAAUCUCAAGGCCUAGAAAUGUCAGCACUUCCAACUUGUUGUUUGACAGUGUUAUUUAUAUUAGCUAACUGGGGAAAAAUGGUGUUUAAACAUAAUAAAUAUAAUAGAAAAAUAUUUUAUUUGUACUGUUGUAUAAAAUAUUAUACAAUCAUAUAGAAUAUAUAGAAUACAUUUUAAUAGCAAUUGUAUACAUAUGUCAUGAAAUCAUUUCUCCUUAUCAAAGAUGUAGUUUGUAAACCUCAAAUAGUUGUGUAUCUGUUCCUGUCGCUCUUAGAAUACUUUAAUUAAAACAGAUUUACAAAGGAAA